AUGUCAUCUGCGGCCAAUAAUACGAGUAACAAUACAGGAGGCAAGAAACCGUUGAAAUUUGUAUCGGAAGGAGUAAGCAACAUAGAAACCCAGAAGAUACGAGAACAAGUGGAGCAGAAGAAAUACGAAUCAGAGUACAAGAGGAAAACUAGGAAAUCCCUGCGAGACCAGCUGAGGUCAAAUGCAAUCAGUAAACAAAAGCAAUACAAUGGGUUGGUGAGAGACCGCGAAAGCUUUACCAGGCUGAGCAAAGACGAAUUAGCAUUCUACCAGAACAGUAAGAAUGAGGCGCUGAAAAAGGAAAAGGAACUGAAUGAGUACUUGAAUGCCAAGGCAACUAGCUUUGAAAGAAAGAAAAAAGCUUUGCUCAAGGGUACUAACGCUACGGCUAAUCCAGAAGGGGACGUAAAAGUCAAAACAAGCCUGGAUAGCAACAUACAAAUCAAAGGUAUAAAGCCUCUAAAUUCGAGGCCAAAGAUUAAAAUAUCCAUAAAAAAACUGAAUAAGAAACUAGACAAGUGA
This is a messenger RNA of Saccharomyces eubayanus, 522 nucleotides long. It is a transcript of the gene FYV6, whose product is annotated as Fyv6p. The transcript has a single exon. The record is from RefSeq and is a predicted model, not a curated record. Lineage: Eukaryota; Fungi; Ascomycota; Saccharomycetes; Saccharomycetales; Saccharomycetaceae. Bases 1 to 522 code for a protein of 173 amino acids.